Messenger RNA from Cotesia congregata, 1605 nucleotides. The record is from the annotation of a GenBank genome assembly. NCBI's taxonomy places the organism in Eukaryota, Metazoa, Arthropoda, Insecta, Hymenoptera, Braconidae.
AUGACAGAUCUAUUGAUUGGAAUUGCAAAUGCAACACCCAACGGGGGUGUUGUUUUUCGAAAUAAAAAUCCAGGAAUUUGUCGUAAUUCAGAAAUGCGACAUUCAAGAAGCGAAGAUAUUUUAGGAGUUGCUGGGCCAGGUGCUCCAACUCGAACUCCAAGUCCUUAUUUCCACGAACAAUCUUGUGCUUCAGAAGAUGAUUUAGUUGCAUCUAGUGCGUUAAGAGAUGCUUCUUCAUCGUCUGACCUGCUUCAAGAUGCCAUGUAUUCUUAUGGAAGAAGAUCUGCUGCAUCACCACCACCAACAUUUGGUGCGGAUCGAGUUGAUCCUGAAGAUUCUAUCCGAGAUAUUGUUACAGAAAAUGACUUGUACAGAUUUGUACUUUUCAAGAGACACUAUGAUAAAUAUAUUGCGUUGGCUGAAAAAUAUGAAGAAUCCCGAGGAGUUGUUUAUUAUCUUGAAGAACGCUACCACGAAGUUAAGGCUGAAAAAGAUAGAUUGGAAGAAGCAUGUCAAGAAUUAGAAAAACGAUUGGAAAACCACGAGUCACAGAUGCGAGAAAAAGAAGAAGAAUUAUUCUUACAUUUGGAACGAAGUUUACGAUUAGAUGAUGAGAUUGAAAGACUCAAGGCUGAACGUGCUUCUUGUAUUGCGGCGCGGGAACGCUUAGAACGUGAACAAACUGCUGCAUUAAGGCAGUUACAGUUGGAAGUAACGCAGAACGAAGCAACGAGAAGAAACCUCGAACAAGCGAGGCAAGACAUCGUCAGACAAGCAACAGUCAUUCGGGCUGAACGGGAUGCUUUAGAACGAGAGAAUAUCGUGUUAAAAGAAAAAUUACGUGUAGAGCAAGUGGAAUUGGGUGAAGAAAGACGUAAAAGAGAAGAAGGAAUUGCUAUUUUAACUCAGGAAGCAGUGACACUUAGACACGCUGCUAGACAUUUAAGAGCCGCUGCUUUGCAUGCUACAGCUUGCAAACGAAGAAGAAGAUGCUCCGUAUGUCUUUAUGCCAAGCGUACCUUUUCUGAAGCUGAUGAUUAUCGUAAUGAUAAAAAAUUGUUCAAGUGUCUUCAAACGCCUCUUCAAGAUUUGAGAACAUGGUUUCGUCCGGGUCAAUUGUCAUCGUCAUCAUCAUCCCAUCCUACUGAGCUGAGGACUAGUUCACGGGCUAUCAGCUACAUAGAUUCAUCCAGCAGCUCUGAGGAUGAGGAGUUUGGUGACACACCUCUAGCUGAGAUUUCACUGUCUUCCACCAACUCAGGUGUACCACCAGCUUCUCGGGCAUUCUCCUCAGACUCUGGGUAUGUUAUCAAUGCAGUGACCCCACCUGUAAAAUCAUUAAUCACCCCGACGAGCACGCCAAUAGAAGGUGAUUUUUCUUCGUGCAGUUUUUCAUCAGAAAUUGGCGACCGCAGAUCACGCAGAUCAUAUGAAGUUGAUGGAGCCAGCCGUAAAAUCAGUGAAUCAUCCACCAGUGAACCUGAUGCAUUGAUGGGUCAAAGGCCUGCUACUACUUUCACUCGCUCCAAAUGGACUUCAUCAUUCCGUAAACUUCUUGGACGCAAAUCCAAAGCUAAGAUGAUCAAGGACCACUCAACACCAUAA